Molecule: messenger RNA, 279 nt
Organism: Zychaea mexicana
Lineage: Eukaryota; Fungi; Mucoromycota; Mucoromycetes; Mucorales; Lichtheimiaceae
Product: cytochrome c oxidase, subunit VIb
Exons: 2
Coding region: 1-279 (92 amino acids)
Cellular component (GO): respiratory chain complex IV; mitochondrion
Source: RefSeq, a predicted model, not a curated record
AUGACAGCAGCCGAAAACGCAAAACCACCAACGCGUCAACAACGACAACACUGCUGGAAGUUACGCGACGAAUACUUUGCAUGCCUCGAUAAGUUAUCCAUUGUCGAUCCUGUCAUUGUCGAAAAAGAACCAACCAAGGCCAAGGAAUGUCUCGAAAAGAAAUCACAGUACGAGGAUGCAUGCAUGGCAAGUUGGGUUGAAUAUUUCAAUAAACGACGAGUACUGGACGUAAAACAGCGCGAAUAUCUAGAAUUCUCAAAGCAGCAAUCCGGCAAAUAA